AUGGCUACACUUGCUGAAAUUUCUCCACAAAAUUCUGGUUUUCAUUCGGAGAGUCCAGGAAGCCCUAAUCCGAGGAUGUUGACGGAAAUGAUCAGCAGGAACAAGUUUUUGGAAGCGGCCAUUCCGAAGUGUGCAGGGUGUGGGGAACCUAUCCUCGACCGAUUUAUACUCAAGGUGCUCGAUAGAUCAUGGCACUCGAAAUGUUUGCAGUGCUCGGACUGCCACAGUCAACUUAGUGAUAAAUGUUUCUCCAAGGGUGAUAAAGUCUACUGUAAAGAUGAUUUCUUCAGGCGGUUUGGUACGAAAUGUGCUGGGUGUGAGAAGGGGAUUCCCCCGACGGAAGUGGUUCGGCGGGCCCAGGACAAUGUCUAUCACCUCGAAUGUUUUGCCUGUCUUAUGUGCAGUCGACAACUGAACACGGGAGAUGAAUUCUAUCUGAUGGAAGACCGCAAACUUGUCUGUAAACCCGAUUACGAGGCGGCCAAAGCUAGAGAAAUCGACCUAGAUGCUGCCAACAAACGACCAAGAACUACCAUUACGGCUAAGCAAUUGGAAGCACUGAAGACUGCAUAUAACGAAAGUCCAAAACCUGCAAGACAUGUGCGAGAGCAACUGAGCGCUGAAACUGGACUGGAUAUGCGUGUUGUACAAGUCUGGUUCCAGAACCGUCGAGCUAAAGAAAAACGACUGAAAAAAGACGCCGGACGAAACAGAUGGAGUCCCUACUUCCGGCAGUUGAAACGUUCAGGAGACGCAGACAGUUCACAGAGCGCCGAUAAUAUGUCAGACGAUGGACAGCUCGACGGAUAUAAUGACUUAGACGAUUUGGAUGGUCCAGUUUCAUCAGGAAGACUUUCGGGAGAUAUGUUCAGUUCAGGCCAACCUCUUGAUCGAGAGCCAAGUAUCGGCCAGGUGCCCGUUGGACCCCCAGGAACCCCACCAAUGGAAUCCUGGUCCCAAUUUAGUACCAACAUUCCGCCCAACGCCAGCUACCUCGGUCGUCACUCACCGAAUAUACCCAUGUCAAACUCACACAUGAUGCCGAUGGAACCUAUUCCAAUGCAUGGUGGACCGAACGUGCUCAGGAUGAUUUCUCCCGACAUUAAUGAAAACUCUCAAGGAUACACGGAUUACCCUGUGGUGACGAGUCACAGCCAUGUGGAAGUUUACUGA
Molecule: messenger RNA, 1173 nt
Organism: Ylistrum balloti
Lineage: Eukaryota; Metazoa; Mollusca; Bivalvia; Pectinida; Pectinidae
Product: LIM/homeobox protein Lhx3-like
Exons: 5
Coding region: 1-1173 (390 amino acids)
Biological process (GO): regulation of transcription by RNA polymerase II; neuron differentiation
Cellular component (GO): nucleus
Molecular function (GO): RNA polymerase II transcription regulatory region sequence-specific DNA binding; DNA-binding transcription factor activity, RNA polymerase II-specific
Source: RefSeq, a predicted model, not a curated record